UGAGGGGAAGGAGGCGGGCUGCUCUUCAGUAACUGCAAGCCUGGUGGGGUGGGGGAGCCCGAAGUGAGCCAUCUGCGCCUCGUUCGGUCAUGGCGGAUGAAGAGGAAGACGCGCCUUUUGAAGAAGAUACUGAGGAGGCUGGUGGAGGCUCAGAUGGUGCACAGGGUAAAAGGAAACGGCUGUUCUCCAAAGAAUUGAGGUGCAUGAUGUAUGGCUUUGGAGAUGACCAGAAUCCCUAUACUGAGUCUGUGGAUAUUCUUGAAGAUUUGGUCAUUGAAUUCAUCACAGAAAUGACUCACAAAGCAAUGUCAAUUGGACGGCAAGGGCGAGUACAGGUUGAAGAUAUUGUCUUCUUGAUCCGUAAAGACCCACGGAAGUUUGCUCGUGUGAAAGACUUGUUGACCAUGAAUGAAGAACUGAAACGGGCCAGAAAAGCAUUUGAUGAAGCAAAUUAUGGAUCAUGAGGCUUUUUGUGUGGCAGAUCUGUAGUGUGUGCAGGAGGACUACAAAUUCUAUGAAGUUUUGGGCUGUACUUUUUUCUUAAAGCAAGGAAAUAUAUCAAUCCUGUUGGACUUCACUUGCUUCGUAUGAACUUCAAGCCUAGAUAUAUUUGUCCUAGUUAGCUACAUAUUACCAACCAAAACAAGAUUCUCACAUAAUGACAACAUUGCUUUGGAAAAUCAGCAUGGGCAAUUCUCAGUUUCAUACAGUAUUGUUCUUCCUAUCAGGCACCUUGGAGAUUGGGGUUGUUUAUUGGUGAACUUACGUCUGAGCCUGAAAUUCUGCCCCUGUUCAUCACUGGGUUCAUUAGAUGUUUUCUCUGAAAACCUGUUAUGACAGAUUUCAUAGCAAAAUUAUUUUUAUGGCUUGAAAGCGCAGUUGUUUUCAGUAUUGUGUUGAGUUUCUGAACUACAGAUAAUGGAUGUAUUUAUCCUUUUAACAGUUUUAGUACAAAAAGAGAAUAAAUCACUGAUGCUUGAGAUAGCAAGUGUUCUCCCACUCUUGAUGAUGGCCAGUCAUUCUGCUCUUGCCAGAUACACCUUAAAAGGAAAUUCUAUGAUGACUCUUUUCUCUGUGAAAGAUGAGAUUAAACUGAGUAUCUUUUAAGGUGUAUUUUGUGGGGGGGUGGGGUUGCAGGAAAAAAUUCAAAUAUCAAUAAAACCUAGUUCAUAGUCUG
Molecule: messenger RNA, 1177 nt
Organism: Eublepharis macularius
Lineage: Eukaryota; Metazoa; Chordata; Lepidosauria; Squamata; Eublepharidae
Gene: TAF13
Product: TATA-box binding protein associated factor 13
Exons: 4
Coding region: 90-464 (124 amino acids)
Biological process (GO): transcription by RNA polymerase II
Cellular component (GO): transcription factor TFIID complex
Molecular function (GO): protein heterodimerization activity
Source: RefSeq, a predicted model, not a curated record